AUGCCAGAGACUUCAAACCCGCAGGACGUGGCUGUAAGAGAGGAGAGCGGCAACGAUGGAGGAGGUGCGGGCCCUCAGUCUAGGCUGUCCUUCAAGGGGACCCAAGGAUCUGAACGCCAGCUGGAGAUUUUGAGAGCAGCACACAGUCAUCCGAACAUUUUUGUGUAUGGGAAGAAGCAGGAAGCCUGGAUGGAAAUCUGCCAUGCUCUUAAUACCAAUCCUCUCUUUGCUGGCAAGCUGACGCCCACAACAGCCAAGGACAAAUUUGAGGAGCUCAAGUCCAACUGGCUGGCAAAGAACAGGAAACUUCUUGCAGCUGGCGGCCUCAACGAGCUCAAGUCGGAGUAUGACAAGCUGUUCAGAGAGGUGAUUCUGUUGGAGAACGAGCACGAGGAGGCGAGGAAAACGAAGAAGAUCUGCAAUCAUAGGAACAAAGACGUCCGUCUGUCAGACAGUGAAUGGUGUAAAGAUUUCUUCGUUGAGGCUAGCGCUCCGCAAAUGUUUCCUCCGGAUAGCAUGAACAUGGUGGGCAACAGCGGCUCGGGCAACGCCAUGGGCGCUGCUAACAGCAGCAGCGGAGGCACCACCUUAAGCACUGGCAUCUUCUCACGAGCGAUGCUCCUUGUAGACUCUCUGCACCAGCAGGGGAUCUUUACAGUAGGGCAGGCAAGGAAACUGCGCUGGCUGUGCAUGUGGCAGAAACCACCGAUUGCCGUGCUGAUGAUGGCGUACAGCACGUCUCCUGACGUUUUCUCAGCUCGAUGCAAAGAGCUGCUGGAUGGGAUGGAAGCCAACGGGCAAUUGAGCUCCUUGUUGCAGGCACAUUAG
This is a messenger RNA of Guillardia theta CCMP2712, 828 nucleotides long. RefSeq lists its product as hypothetical. Lineage: Eukaryota; Cryptophyceae; Pyrenomonadales; Geminigeraceae. The record is from RefSeq and is a predicted model, not a curated record. The transcript has 5 exons. Bases 1 to 828 code for a protein of 275 amino acids.